CACGCCCGUCAAGUCGACAAUGAAAUUGUGAUCUCACCGCAAAAACGUGUCGUUUCACUAACCAACUUCACGGGCUGCUUGUUGACAUCACAGUUUGGAGACUAUGACCUUGACACUACCCGGGAGCCAUACGAAACCUCUUGGAAGUGCGCAAUCUUCACGGUUUGCUUGUCCAUUUGACGGUCUGGGACAUUAUAUUUGCCCUGCAACCUGCGAUCUCUCAACUUUCAACCAUUUUGCUCCAUUUUUGCCCUGUUUGGUCCGGAUCUCGGUGCCAAUAUUACCUGCUAAGGUCUGACACAUGACGAAAAACAAACAAACCUAGUGUAAACUAGCUCCAAGGAUGGUGCAAAUACAUCAAACGUUGCAAGUAAAAGGGUACAAAAGUGUGUAGUCUAACCCGAAUCAAUGGCGAAUUUGAGCAUCAUACGACGGAUCCCCGAUUCCGAUGGACGGUUGUGACAUAGGCAAGAAAAAAAAACUAAGAACAUGGCAAUCAAAGCAAUUCUGUUUUUUGUUUUUUUAUCUUCUCAUUAUUCUCACAUUAUAGUGGUUUUGAUUAUUAUGUGUUAACAAUACAAUCGCUAGCUUCUAGAUACUGCAAAGCUAUUGAUUUGGCAAAGAUGAAUAGGUGUUUUCAUUGAUAUCCUAACAACACUACGGUACAUGGAUUGUGACCUUGGAUUGUGACCUUUAUUCUACAAUUGGUCUGAUGUCUCGAGGAUCCUUCGAGAUAAUUAAGGCCUGAAAGACUCUGAGUAACUUGUUAAUCAUACUAUUUCCUUUUCUUCUUCUUUGCUUUUUUAUUUUUAUUUUGCACUUGUUAAUCAUACAUGGAUUUUGGCUCUCUAUUUUGUCUAGCAAGUAGGGCAAUUACCUUUGUCAGCUCACGGACGAGACUCUUGUCCAUUAAUUAAUGUUACUCCAAGCGCAAGAUACAUACAUAAAUAGAGCACUUCUACUAUGCUAUAUAGUAUUGGUGCUUUAAUGUACAACUUAAAGUUGUACCAUAACAUUAAAUGUAUAAGUUUAGGUCGUACCAUAAAGCAAUUUGUACCAUUAUGUUAUGGUACAAUUUCACAACUUGAAGUUGUACCAUCACAUAAAGGUACAAGUUCAAGUUGUACCAUAAAAGAAUUUGUACAAAAAGUAUGGGUACAAUCUGAAGUUGUACCAUAACAUAAAUGUACAAUUUUAAGUUGUACCAUAAAGACAAAAACCUAUAGCACCAAUACUAUAUAGCAUUGUAAAAUUUCUCACUUAAAUAACAAAGAACGGAAGAAGAAGAAAAGGAAAUAGUAUGAUUAACAAUUUAAUUACCCGGAGUUGUCCAGUCCUCAAUUUUCUCCAAGGAUCCGCAGGGACCUCUCGGUCCAAUUGUAGAAUGAAGGCCACAAUUCAUGUAAAGUCAUUAUGGUACCAAGGGAAACACAAGCUCGUCUCGGCUAGAUCUAUAGUUUUGUGGCAAGUUGACGAUAGUAUUACUAACAUAAAAAUCGAAACCACUACAAUGUGAGAGUAAUGAAAAAAAAAAUUAAAAAAAAUAUAAACAAAACUGCCUUGAUUGUCAUGCUCUUUGUUUGUUUUUCUUAUUUCGAGAAGGAAUGAGUACUCCACACUUUUGCACUUAUACUAUUGUCACUUAUAUAUAGUAGUAUGUGCUUGCAUCGUUUUAACAACUUAAUUUGCAAGUAAAACAAUAGAUUUACAAGCAAAGAAUUUGUCUUCCUAUUAAUCCGAAAGAAAAAGUCUCAAAGACUAUCUACAUUAGUUUAAUUUGUAGUAUGUUAUCGAAUAUCGAGGGAUACGUGAUGCGACUAGGAGAGUUAGGGGGAGUUUGCCUAUGCUACACCUUCCUUCUCUGCUCCUUCGUCCACCAAUCGUAGUGUAGGACUAUAGGUUUACUUUUCUGCACUUUAUUUCUUUUCAGUUUUAGUUUUGCAAAACCGGAGGCAUCUCCACAUCCUACAUAGUUUUAUAAAAUCAAUAGAACCGUACCUCGCCAUCAAAGUAAGGAUUCUGCGAGAGACCCUAGAAAAAUAAGAUCUUGGCCUUUGGGCGAGGUAAAAUUUUCCCGAGCUCAAUCGGCGACGUCAUUAUACAUGUAAUUGUUAACACGUUCGUUGAAGUUAUAAAUAUAAAUUAUUAUCCAUGGAUAAUCAUGAAUACUCGAAACUAAAUCAUAUAUGGGUAUAGUUUUAAUAUUCUACUCGAUUGGUGUGUGUUCCUUCAGGGACAUCUGAUAAAAUUGAAACAAUACCCGAUCAUUGUGUGAGUAUAAGUACUGAUACUACUCAAACUAUUUUGAAUAGGCUAAUGUAUAUACACUACCCGACCCCAAUCCAAACCCAAUUUGUGACCUAUACGUUAAAGCAAUACAGUCAAAAUUACAAUUUUACGUAGAAACGUUUUGAUAAUCUAAAUAUAUAAUGAAUAAGUUUUUAAAUUUUAAAACACGAAUUUUGCUGAGAAGAGUAACAUGACCAUUUUGAUAAUUUCCAACUUCGAACAAACGGUGGAUUCGGGGAUCGGAGCGUCCCCAUACCUCCACUGACGUCCGCCCAUCCCCGGCUUCAAACCGACCUAACGUUCGUUGAUUUUGGGCCGCUACUUCCUCCCACAAGGCGACACGCAGAGGAAGGCGGAAGCUUGCUGCUGCCACCACAGCAAGAGAAGUUGCCAUUUCAAGGCGGUGAACCAGAGAGGCUUUUCACUUCUUCAAGCCUAAAUUUGUUUUUCUUCCCCGUUUGCAAUUUGGCUUCCAAUGGUUCUCAAACUCAACAUCAGAUCCUCACCCACACGAGCGGUUUCAGGGCUCGCUUCAGCCAUCCAUAACGUCGACAUUCAAGCUCAUGUCAAGUUCCGUCCUUUCUCGCUCAGGGUUUUAACUGCUCCCAAAUGUACUGGGGUUCAGUUCGUUCAGCAUCAUUUCCCCUCCCUCUCUGCAGCCAUUCAUGGAGUUCGUCGGCGGGAUUGUGCGAUUGCUCGUGUAAAAGGCACUGAGAAGGAGGGCGAUUUGCCCAACUCCGAAGCUGAGAAGAUCAGUUCUGAAAGACAUGAUGAUAAUGCUGACGAGUCUUUGGAUAAUGCUGAGAGAGAUAAAACAUACGUGACAUCAGUUAAAACUGUUGCUUUAUGUGUUGGCAGUGCUGUGGCGUUUGGCAUUGGCAUUGGUCUGGUAGAAGGUGUUGGCAAGGCAUCAGAGUUCUUUGCUGGGUACCUGUUAGAGCAGAGUUUGUCCGUGGAUAAUCUAUUCGUUUUUGUUCUCAUCUUUAACUAUUUCAAAGUGCCACUCAUGUAUCAGAAUCGAGUGCUUUCGUACGGCAUUGCUGGUGCAGUCAUCUUUCGUUUGUCGCUGAUACUUCUUGGAACUGCUACGCUUCAGAGAUUUGAGGCUGUCAAUCUGUUAUUGGCAGGAAUAUUGCUAUACUCAUCUUUCAAGUUACUAUUUGUUGGUGAAGAAGAUGAGAGUGAUCUGUCGAAUAAUUUUAUAGUGAAGACUUGCCAGAGAUUUAUUCCUGUCACAUCUGAAUACGAUGGGGAUCGGUUUAUAACGGAGCAUGAGGGUGUUUUGAAAGCCACACCCUUACUUCUCACAGUAGCAGUACUUGAGCUUAGUGAUAUUGCAUUUGCAGUUGACUCCAUCCCUGCUGUGUUUGGCGUUACCCGAGAUCCAUUCAUUGUUUUCUCUUCCAAUCUCUUUGCAAUCCUGGGUCUGAGAUCCCUUUUCACGCUCAUUUCCCAGAGUAUGGCAGAGUUGGAGUAUUUGCAACCCUCGAUCGCCACAGUCCUAGGCUUCAUUGGCUGCAAGAUGAUCCUGGAUUUCUUCGGUUUUCACGUGUCAACUGAGGCAUCUCUUGGGUUUGUGGCAACAAGCCUCAGCCUCGGCGUCAUAUUUAGCCUGUUGAAGAAGUCUGAUUCCGAUUGACCAAUGAGAUACCCGGCUAAAUACAGAGAGGAUUCUACC
Molecule: messenger RNA, 3967 nt
Organism: Linum trigynum
Lineage: Eukaryota; Viridiplantae; Streptophyta; Magnoliopsida; Malpighiales; Linaceae
Source: the annotation of a GenBank genome assembly